AUGAGGCGCAGGCGCAAUUUCCAGUGUACCAGAUUGGCACCUACCCUGCCGAUGACCCCCACCUCCACCUCUACUGUACAUCCGUGCCUGAGUGAAAACUGUGAGGUGACGCAGAUAAACGCAGCGAUGGGACGUGGCGUAGUGGCCAAAAAGAAUCUUUUACAGGGGUCUGUUGUGAUCCGAGCUGCGGCGCCCUGGAUACGAUACCCAACAGAUGAUGGUCUCUGUGCCUUUUGUACGAAGCCUCUGCUGGAACGCUUCUUCACGUGCACAAAUCCAAACUGCCAUGAAGAGUACUGCAGUAGAGACUCUAGAACAAUGGUUCUUUCCCUUUACCAAUCUCGCUCGUGCAACAUUGGAGGGGCUUCAGGCCCUUGA
Messenger RNA from Trypanosoma rangeli, 378 nucleotides. RefSeq names its product SET and MYND domain-containing protein. Bases 1 to 378 code for a protein of 125 amino acids. The record is from RefSeq and is a predicted model, not a curated record. Lineage: Eukaryota; Euglenozoa; Kinetoplastea; Trypanosomatida; Trypanosomatidae. The transcript has a single exon.